Messenger RNA from Colletes gigas, 440 nucleotides. Its product is annotated as vesicular glutamate transporter 2-like. The record is from RefSeq and is a predicted model, not a curated record. The coding region runs from base 1 to 345 and encodes 114 amino acids. NCBI's taxonomy places the organism in Eukaryota, Metazoa, Arthropoda, Insecta, Hymenoptera, Colletidae. Gene Ontology annotation, biological process: monoatomic anion transport; transmembrane transport. Gene Ontology annotation, molecular function: transmembrane transporter activity. Gene Ontology annotation, cellular component: plasma membrane. The transcript has 3 exons.
AUGGGUUCUGGGGGAAGCCCCAUAAACUCGAGUAAUUACAACAUAGUUAAUCAUUUAGACAUAGCUCCUAAACAUGCAAGCGUACUUAUGGGAAUAGGAAACACUAUUGCCACUUUGCCUGGCAUUGUUAGUCCAAUUAUCACUGGAUAUAUUGUUCAGAACAAGAGUCCUGGAGAAUGGCGCACAGUCUUUAUAAUUGCUGGCGCAGUAUAUUUACUAGGAGCUUUAAUAUAUGGUUUGUAUGCGUCUGGUGAGAAACAAAGUUGGGCAGACGAUGAUCAGAAAACAGAGGAAGACACAAAACGGUCUUACGACAAUCCCGCGAUGGAAAUAGAUAAUUUAUAACAAAAAGAUCGAAUUUUCUAACAUUUGAACAUUUAUUCCAACAAGUACAUAUCAUUUUCAAUAUGUACUUGGUUUACGCAUAAUUAGAAUAAACU